AUGUACGAAGGGAUUGACAACUUGAAAUCCCUUUACGACCGUGCCGGGAAGACUUUCUCCGGCGGUCCUUCUGCGGCACAGGACGUGCCGCGUCGUACUGCUCAACCAGACCCAGUACGUCGAUCAUCAGUUGGGAGCGGGGCUCCCAAGAAUCCCAGGACGGGGGAUAGCCGCGCCACCGGACGAGAUAACUCGUCCGACGUCCGUUCACGUCGCGGUGGUUCAACAGCUGCUCAACUAGAUAGCGCUGGCGACCGCGAGAGUCCUCUAAUGGAGGUGGAGGAGGAGGAAAGACGCUCUCCACACGAUCAUGUGAAUCGGUGUGUUCCCGAGAGCUUCUUUGAUCGCGUAGCGCAAGAGUUACGCGACGAUCUCGAACAUGAGCGGAAUAGGCGUAUCCAAAUGGCGGACACUGCCUCGAAGCAUCGAGCUGAGUUUGCCUUUGCUCAGCUUGAGAACGAAAGAUCUCUGACAUCUCUUCGUGACGAGCUAAGGGUAGCUCGUGGGAUUGUUGAUCGGUCUCGGGAUGAGAUAGCUGCUCUUCAGACCCUUGUUGAUGCCCACCAUCGGGAGCACAAGGCUCUCUGCGAGAUGCUUGAGCGCAAAGGCGUUCUUCAUCGGAAGAAGCAGCGUACUGAUGGUACGGCUUAA
Molecule: messenger RNA, 651 nt
Organism: Peronospora matthiolae
Lineage: Eukaryota; Oomycota; Peronosporomycetes; Peronosporales; Peronosporaceae
Source: the annotation of a GenBank genome assembly